This is a messenger RNA of Bolinopsis microptera, 2882 nucleotides long. Its product is annotated as potassium voltage-gated channel subfamily A member 6-like. Gene Ontology annotation, cellular component: voltage-gated potassium channel complex; membrane. The record is from RefSeq and is a predicted model, not a curated record. The transcript is spliced from 3 exons. NCBI's taxonomy places the organism in Eukaryota, Metazoa, Ctenophora, Tentaculata, Lobata, Bolinopsidae. Bases 121 to 861 code for a protein of 246 amino acids. Gene Ontology annotation, biological process: protein homooligomerization; potassium ion transmembrane transport. Gene Ontology annotation, molecular function: delayed rectifier potassium channel activity.
AGAUGUAAAAGUGACUGAUGACGAACUGCCCUGGCUUGUGAAACCGCCUUCACACUGCCCGCUUAUUGGUCAGGUUAGCCCACGUGUGUGGAAUACUGCAAGCUGAUUGGUCAGGCGAGUAUGCACGUUUCUCGGUCACCUUGUCUCUCACGAGCUCGGUAUGUGGCGGAGUGUGUCAGUGCUGACAUGGAGCUGGAGCAGCGAAAAUCUCUCGUUACUCCUAAACACGGCUUCCUCCCCAUACCUAACGCUAACAGGACAGACAGAAACUCGGAUAAGGAGUGCGAUCCGGAAAAGAACCAUGAAGUGAAAGAGCAGUGCGUUCCUGAUGAUGAUCUGGUGAACAUCAACGUAUCAGGCACGAUGUAUAUCACCAGUUACACUUGUCUCAAUAUGUUCCCAAACACACUUCUCGGUAACGAGGAGCGCCGCAAACAGUACUACUCCGAGAAACUGGAUGCCUACUUCUUCAACAGACACAGACCGUGCUUCGAUUCCAUACUUAACUACUAUCAAACUGGAAAGGAAGCGCCACCGUUAAACGUUGAUCCGGACGUGUAUGCAAAAGAGAAGGAGUUUUUUGGCAUAAAGAAAGAACGUGAAGUGGCAGUGUUCAUCCCCGAAGGAGGUGGGUCAGAUGGGAUAGAUUGUGUUAAUUCUUGCAGGAUGAAGGUUCACAAUUUCUUACAAGACCCAAGAUCGUCCUCCUUAGCUGCUGUUUGGCAUGGUUUUGAUAUAAUUUUCAUCUGUAUAUCUAUAGCAUUAUGGUUCUUGAAAGUGAAAAGGCCUAUGAAGAUCAUUUCACGAACAAGAAAAAAACGUCUUCCUACUACAAACCUCUGUUUAUCGUUAACUGCAUAAUCAUGGGAUUCUUCACCACUGACUUUAUGGUCCGGCUUGUAACCUGGCCGAGCCUCCUGGACUUCUGGAAAAAUCUGUUCAACGUGUUGGACAUUCUAUCUAUUCUGCCUUUUUAUGUCAAUUUAAUGGUGGAUGACAAUACCGAUAGCGACAUAGCGGGUGAGGAUAAUAAGCAGCACUACGUCGUUCUGAGGGUCUGCCGAAUCUUCAGGAUCGUGCGAAUAUUCAAGUUUGUAAGACACUCCCGAGAUCUUUUAAUCAUCAUGAAGGCUGUGAGCAACGCCAAACGGGAGCUUAUCCUUCUUAUAUGCUUGCUCUUUAUUUUUGUCAUCACAUUCGGAAGUAUUAUGUACUACAUCGAGGCUGACGCCAACGAAGAUUUUAAUUCCAUUAUGAAGAGUUGUUGGUGGGUGAUUGUUACCAUUACGACCGUGGGAUAUGGUGACAUGUAUCCAGUGAGUGUAGGUGGUAAGCUCUUCGGUGGAUUCGUCCUCACCCUCGGAAUCGUCUUCCUGGCCCUGCCGAUGACCAUCAUUGUAUCCAAAUUUAGUUUUGUUUACGAGAGGGAAAAGAUGUAAACGGUUAAAAUGUGUUUAACUGCACGAACAGCAUAUCUUUAACACGCAAUGGAGGAAUAGCCAUGUCACACGACAGAUUAGGAAGAAAAGUCAGAUGUAAAAGAGCCUUGAAACGAGAAGGAAAAACUUGUCUCCAAGGACAGAUCCGUCAACAGAGGUGACAAUAAUCCAAGUUAAUUAAUUAUAAGAAUCGAAGUGUUACAGUUUCAGCGAAGCUCAUAUAUAUCAACUGUGAUAUACAAAUAAAUAAUUUUCUAUAUAGAAUUUUGCAAUUUUUUAUUCGUGCAUUGAUGUCCGCAAUUCUGAAAGCAAGCGUGAAAUUUGUACGAUGUGAUUUAGGGAAUAUUUGCGGAAGAAAUGCUUUGCUGCGUUUAGACAAUUGGACUAAGUGUUACGUGCUAAGUUCUUAUUUAUAAUUAGUUCGAAGGAAAGACAGAGCGACCACGUAUUUUGACGCUCAAAUAUAGUAAUGUCUUGUAGUUUUGCAGGAAAUUAUUGCAAUAAAAAUGCAUCUUUACUACAUUCACUCGCCACAGGGAUUAAGUGAUGAAUUCUUUAGAUUUUCUUACACUCCUUCGGAAUAUGUUUUUAUGUUUUACUCAGUCUGUUAAACGUGGUAUAAACCUAAUUAGAGUACAAUGAAAAGGCACGCGCAUGUGCGUGUGAUCCUUUUGCUGCUAGGUGAGUGGCGAGUGCACGUGCAUUGUAAUGUUUAUAAAUAUAAUUGUAUUGUAAUUAUGUUUAUACUACUAUAAGGUAGUUGGCACUACUUCAGGCUAAAUGGAAUAAUAUGUCACAUGUAUUGUUGAUAUUGGGUGCAAUGACAGGUCACACGUUGUGAGAACGUCACUGUCAUUAGUUGACUAUAGUUUUUACACGUUUUUUCCAAUUGUUUCCAAAUAAUUACUAUUUCUUGGAUUGGCACUCCGCACUUAUGUAUUCCGAUGCGAAUCUUAUUUAAUUGAUUCGGGAAUUCAACAGUAUUAUCGUGCAUCUGAAAAUUACGAGGGUUAAGUUUAAGUCUUGAACGUAAAUUAUUUCUGUUUCAAGCUUAAGUAUUAAGAAUCUAUUAAUUCGUAUUUUUAAAAAGUUGAAAAAAUGUGGUAUUCAUAAAUACCAAAUUUAGAGUAUCUUUUACAUUUUAUGAAUAGCAACUACAAAUGAUUGAAAUGACGUGAAACGUGAAAAAAGCGAUUUGUAGAAACUUUGAAAUUUGGUAUUCAUGAGUGCCAAAUUUGUUAAACUUUUUAUAAAUACAGCUUAUUAUGUAUUAGAUUUUUAAACACCUACAUAAUAAAUGAUAUACGCUUGCUUUUCUUUAUAGGUUCUUACAGUUACAUUAUAUCACAAUGCUGUUUAAGGAUUCACAUUUUAUUACUUGUAAUUAUAAUUUGUAAUUUGUAAAGUUCGUAGAUUCCUCUACAGGGUCAUCGAAUAGUUCGA